AUGACAAGUGUUUUCUCCCUUCUGUCCUUUCCCCGAACGUCGGACGGACUUACAGCACUACGGCCAACGACAUUGGCGACGUCUCUGGACGAUGGGUCAAAGGUGGUGAAGAAAUCCGAUGGGCCCAUUCAGAUUCGAAUCAUCGGCGAAUACACCGCCCAGGCUCCUCAAGGAAAGAAGCAGCUUGAACUGCUCCGAAGAUCCAUACGGUCCAUCCUUACACGCAACGAUAGCUUGAGAGAGCCCCUCCCAGCGACAUAUGAAAGCAUCUACCAAUCCUGUCGCUCAGUAGUGACCGUCUCACACCUCGGUGGUGAUCUAUACGAUAUCCUCAAAAUACUGCUGCAUCAAAACAUUCGCCAAUUGUCUAUCGAGCUUCCCCACGACUCUCCAAGGAAAGAGUAUAUUGCAACUUUCAACAAAGCGUUGGAAUGGUUUGAGAAGCAAAUCGUCCUACUGCGAUCCCUGCUCACCUAUCUGGAUCAAGUUUACGUGGUUCAUGAAAGGGGCCUUUUGAACGUUUGUGAUCUGGGAUACAUGAUCGUUAGCGAGCAAAUCUUUGGGAGUGCACAAGUAACAAAUAAACUCAGAAAUGGGAUCCGAGAAUGGCUGACCUGGGAACGCCUUGGGCAUGAAGAUACGGGCCUCAUACCUACCCUUGUCCAACAUCUGAUCAGACACCAGCAAUACUCUGCGUUUGAAGAAUUCUUCGUCCAGAUCACUCGCGACUUCUACGCAAAGGAAUCUGAGGCUGAGGCAGAUAGGUUGAAGGACGAGCCGGAAACGUUCUUCAUUCAAGCGCAGAAAUGGAUUGAGGAAGAGGUCGAGCGGUCGAAGAGGGUCUUGCCUGUGACAAGUUGGAGCAUUGUCAGAGAUACAACGGAGACGGCCUUGUGGGAUGGCAGGAUGGAGUGGCUUUCUGAAGGCACGUUACCUGACUUCAUGGAGCGCAAGGACUUCGCGUCUUUGGGUAAGAUGUACGUCCUCUUCGCAAGGGUCAGAGGGACAAAGACUAUCUGCGACGCUUUCCGAAACCAUAUCAAAGCCACCGUCGCGAGCAUCGUCAAAGACACAGAAAGAGAUGACGAGAUGGUGCAGCGAUUGCUUGAUUUCAAAGCCCUCGCAGACGAGGCCAUCACCACCUGCUUCCUCCAGGAAAAGCCAGCCGUCAGCAUCAUUACAUCGACGGCUACCACCCCACCAACACCAGUGUCCCCGACGGCAUCAACGAGCAAGCCACCACCUAAACAGCCUGACCAAGACUUCCUGUACGCCCUCUCCGAUGCCUUUACUGUCAGCUUCAAAGCCCGUCGUCUCAAACCCGCAGAGAUGAUUGCCAAGUACCUCGACAAGGCGAUGCGCAGGGGCCAGGGCAAAUCUACCGACGCCGAGUUCCAAGAGAUGUUGGACAAGGUUCUGGCGCUAUAUCGGUUCACAGAUGACAAAGACGUGUUUAGGACCUUUUAUCAUCGCAGUUUGGCAAAGCGGUUGUUGUUGGAGAAGAGUGCCUCAGAUGACUUUGAGAAGGCGAUGUUGAAGAAGUUGAAGGAACAGUAUGAUCCUGAGUUUGGCAUGGGCGAGGAGAUGUUUAAGGACCUUGCACUCUCGAGAGAGUCGAUGCGCGAUUAUCACGAGAAACUAUCUGAAGACAGCCCAGGAAGGAAGUUGAAUGCUAUGGUUCUGCAACGGAGUGCCUGGCCAUUCUCUGUUCAGAAGCAUUCCGUCGACCUGCCCCCUGCUAUGCAAGUCGAACUGACGAAGUACGGCGAGUUCUACAAGGAGAAGCACUCCGGACACGUACUCGACUGGGACCACUCCCUUGGCACAAUGGCGUUGAAAGCGUGGUUCAAGCCAGGCAUGAAGGAGCUCUCAGUCAGCAUGUAUCAAGGGCUCGUCUUGCUUCUCUUCAACGAUGCUACCGAGAUAUCGUUCAAGGAUAUCAAGGAACAGACAAACAUGAACGAUGCCGAGCUGCGCAGGACGCUGCAGAGCCUUGCAUGCGCGAAGAAGAAAGUGCUUAGGAAGAUACCGCCCGGCCGCGAUAUCAACGACGACGACGUCUUCAAAUUCAACCCCGACUUCGACGACCCACACGCCAAAGUCCACAUCAACUCGAUCCAGGCCAAGGUCACGCCCGAGGAGAGCAAGCGUACGAAUGCAUCGAUAGAAGACGACAGGAAGUACUACCUUGAUGCUGCGAUCGUGCGCAUCAUGAAGGCAAAGAAGGAGCUAACUUACGAGCAGCUCAAGGUUGCGACAAUCGAUGCGGUGAAAAGCCACUUCGUGCCGCAGGUUGACACGAUCAAGCGUAGGAUUGAGAGUUUAGUCGAGCAAGAAUAUUUGGAGAGGAGCGAGGACAGGACGACGUACUUGUACGUUGCUUGA
Molecule: messenger RNA, 2385 nt
Organism: Cyclocybe aegerita
Lineage: Eukaryota; Fungi; Basidiomycota; Agaricomycetes; Agaricales; Hemipholiotaceae
Source: the annotation of a GenBank genome assembly